GGCGGCGGCGGCCGGAGCGGGCCCGGGCGGGCGUGAGCGCGGGGGAGCGCGCUGCCUGCAUGCGCGCAGCUCCAGCCCCGGGCGGCGGCGGCGGCGGCGGCAGGACGCGCCGGAGCGCAAGGCAGCCGGACGCGGAGAGGAGCGCGGAGCCCGAGACGAGCCCCGGGGCCCCGCCGCACCAUUGUGACUGCCUAGCGCCCGGGCGCGCGGCAAAGACGAGGACCCGACUCUUUUGAAUCUCCCGGCGUCUGGGCGCGGGGAGACUCUUGGUAUUUUCUCAUUCAACUCGUGGACUGGAACGUGGCUCCGCUCCCAACGCGGCCGGUGACUGGUCGGACCCCAGCCCUGGCCUCGGCCGCCGCGCACGCCCUCGGAAGACUCGGCGGGGUAGGAGCGCGAGCCGGCCGCGAGUGUCUCUGUGCGCACCACGGGCGGGCCGAGGGCUGAUUGGAGCGGGGGGGGUCCCCGGAGAACCCAUUUGGGAUUUGUUGUGAACAGCAUGGAGGAGAAUGACCCCAAGCCCAGCGAAGCGGCGGCGGCGGAGGGGCAGCGACAGCCGGAAUCCAGCCCCAGUGGCGGCUCGGGCGGCGGCAGCAGCCCGGGCGACGCGGACACUGGCCGCCGGCGGGCUCUGAUGCUGCCCGCGGUCCUGCAGGCGCCGGGCAACCACCAGCACCCGCACCGCAUCACCAACUUCUUCAUCGACAACAUCCUGCGGCCGGAGUUCGGCCGGAGAAAGGACACGGGGACGUGCUGUGCCGGCGCGGGAGGAGGAAGAGGCGGCGGAGCCGGCGGGGAAGGCGGCGCGGGCGGCGCGGAAGGAGGCGGCGGCGCGGGCGGCGCCGAACAGCUCCUGGGGUCGGGCCGAGAGGCCCGGCAGAACGCGCCCAGUGCGCCCGGUGCGGGCGGGCCACUGCCCGGCGGCGGCGGCGGCGGCGGCGGCGGCGACGACUCUCCGGGCGACGGGGAAGGCGGCCCCAAGGCGCUCUCGCUGCACGGCGGCGCCAAGAAAGGCGGCGACGCCGGGGGCCCCCUGGACGGGGCGCUCAAGGCCCGCGCCUUGGGCGGCGGCGACUUAUCGGUGAGCUCGGACUCGGACAGCUCGCAGGCCAGCGCCAACCUGGGCGCGCAGCCCAUGCUUUGGCCGGCCUGGGUCUACUGCACGCGCUACUCGGACCGGCCUUCUUCAGGUCCCAGGUCUCGCAAACCAAAGAAGAAGAACCCCAACAAAGAAGACAAGCGGCCCCGCACGGCCUUCACGGCCGAGCAGCUGCAGAGGCUCAAGGCCGAGUUCCAGACCAACAGGUACCUGACCGAGCAGCGCCGCCAGAGCCUGGCGCAGGAGCUCAGCCUCAACGAGUCGCAGAUCAAGAUUUGGUUCCAGAACAAGCGCGCCAAGAUCAAGAAGGCCACGGGCAAUAAGAACACGCUGGCCGUGCACCUCAUGGCGCAGGGUCUGUACAACCACUCGACGACCGCCAAGGAGGGCAAGUCGGACAGCGAGUAGGGCGGGCGGGCGCCGGGAGUCUGGUCUCGGUCCGUGCUGAACAAUGCAAUAAUUUAAAAUCAUAAAGGGCCAGUGUGUAAAGAUUAUACCAGCAUUAAUAGUGAAAAUAUCGUGUAUUAGCUAUGGUUCUGCAAUAUUCUAUGUAUAUAUAAUUUACAGGUGGUGUAAAAUCCAAAAUAUCUGACUAUAAAAUAUUUUUUGAGUUUUUCUGUGUUGAUGAGAUUAUGCUAAUUUUAUGAUUUUUUUUUUUUUUUUUUUUUGCGAAGGGGGCUGCUUAGGAUUUCAUCUUUUCUAAUCCCCUAGGCUCCAUUGUGGGACAUGGGACACUUUUAUUUUUUAAUUUCAAAAGAAGAAAAAAAUUAAAACAACUUGCUGAAGUCCAAAGAUUUUUAUUGCUGCAUUUCACACGACUGUGAACCGAAUAAAUAGCUCCUACUUGGUCUCUGAGUUCUGCCACUUUGUUUGUGUGGGCUUGGUGAGGACAGCAGGAGGGUCUGCACCCCCAGCCCCGGCCCAGGGAGGGGGGACGGAGGAGGGGGGAUGGCAGCGCAGAGGCCCUGGCAGGGCCCGGGGGACCGUUGGGGUCCUGGGAGGAGUGCCGCGCCUUGGUGGCGGUCAGGAGCGCGCCCGGGGCGGUGGGCCCGCAGUGCUGGGCCGCCCAGGCCCCCAGCCUCACACGGCUCCCCUCCUCCUGCCGUCUCUCGGGUUCCUCCUCCUCCUCCCCCUCCUCGCCGAGGCCUGGCAGGCACCUCCAUGUGCUUCACUCCGCGUCUGUUGCUGUCCCCUAUCCAGCCGCCCGCUGCCAGAGCCAGCUCUCUCGCCUCCAGGCAGGGCACCACUUCAGGGAUCCCAGGCCCAUGGGCCCAGCAUGUGGCCGGAGGCCCGGGGAUGGUGGAGCUGCACCUCCUCCUGUCCCCCAGGCCCCGGGAGUCUCCUGCCGCCCCAUCAGCUCCCCGGCGGCACUCCGUGGGCCCCAGAAACGGCGGAGGUCUCCUGCCUCCGGGCGCGCAGAGGGCUCUCCAGCGGGAGCUGGUAUUUUCUUCCUUUCUUGUUUUUCUUCCCUUCCUUUUUUUCUUUUUUUCUCUUUUUAAGUGGCUGCUUCUGCUUUGGAGAGCAUUCUUUCAAGGUACGUGUGUGUGUAUACAUAUCUGUGUAGUGCGUGAUCAGACACGCGCAGACGUGUGUGAGUCCACAGUUCCCCAACACGUGGCUACCUUGACUUCUGGAGGAACUCAGAAUCCUCCAGGAUCGAGAGGAAGGAAGAAAACGUGUAAAUAAUCAUUUCUUAUCACUUUUUGUCUUUUCUUGUUUUUUUUUUAAUAUACAUUUUAUUUUUUGAAGGUGUGGUACAGUGUAAAUUAAAUAUAUUCAAUAUAUCCCCACCAAGUACAUAUAUAAACAAACACAUUAUCUAUAUAUAUAACUCUGCACUGUCUUCUGGUUAGUGUAUGGAAAAAGAAUCGUGUCCAAAUGUCCAUCUGCAGCCGGGACAGCCCAGGGGUGGGCCUGUGGCUGAGCCAGACCCAUGGCUGAACCCCUGAGGACUGAGGGUGAACGUUUCUCUUUGCCUUAAACCUCUUUAUUUCACUGCGAUAAUAGUUUCACUUUGUACAUACUAGUGCAAACCUUUUUAAAAAGGAAACUAUAAAAAGAAAAGUUGUAAUUUAAAAUUCUGUGAAGAACCAUCUGCUGCUUAGGAAACUCAAUGAAAUGAUAUGCCUUUUUAGCAGGAAGCAAAGUUUUUUGGUUUUUAUUUUUUUAUUUUAUUUUUUUUAGUUUAUAAAACAUGUGCAUUUUACAGUUCCAGUAUCAAAUAUUUAUAAUCUUAUGAGAAAUGAAUGUUUCUAUUUACAACUGUGGUUAUCAACAUUGUGAACAU
Molecule: messenger RNA, 3386 nt
Organism: Mirounga angustirostris (Northern elephant seal)
Lineage: Eukaryota; Metazoa; Chordata; Mammalia; Carnivora; Phocidae
Gene: EN2
Product: engrailed homeobox 2
Exons: 2
Coding region: 500-1507 (335 amino acids)
Biological process (GO): multicellular organism development; regulation of transcription by RNA polymerase II; neuron differentiation
Cellular component (GO): nucleus
Molecular function (GO): DNA-binding transcription factor activity, RNA polymerase II-specific; RNA polymerase II cis-regulatory region sequence-specific DNA binding
Source: RefSeq, a predicted model, not a curated record